Corvus hawaiiensis (hawaiian crow) is the source of this 5899-nucleotide messenger RNA. RefSeq names its product solute carrier family 4 member 3 (gene SLC4A3). NCBI's taxonomy places the organism in Eukaryota, Metazoa, Chordata, Aves, Passeriformes, Corvidae. The coding region runs from base 240 to 3986 and encodes 1248 amino acids. Gene Ontology annotation, biological process: monoatomic anion transport; bicarbonate transport; regulation of intracellular pH. Gene Ontology annotation, cellular component: plasma membrane. The transcript is spliced from 23 exons. The record is from RefSeq and is a predicted model, not a curated record. Gene Ontology annotation, molecular function: monoatomic anion transmembrane transporter activity; solute:inorganic anion antiporter activity.
AUUGGCCCCUCUGACCUUUCAGAGAAGGACAAGCUCCCACCUAUCCCUGAUCAGCUGGAGCCGGUGGCCAAAGCAGCGUGGGUUGGGCCACUUGCCCCCGCACACUUCUGGGGACAGGCCUGUCCUAGUGAUGCUGGGGAGGUUCUCCAAAGGUUAUGCCACUCUCCAGGUUUGCUGGGUGCCUGCCGGUGAAAGAGAAGGGUUGAUAUUUUGCCCAGGCCCUUAGGUCCUGAACCAAAAUGGCAGCUGGAGAGUCCCCUCCCGUAGGAGAUGUCUUCAUCGACUUGCAGCAGGGCAGAGAUCACGCAGAGAAAGCCUCUCCUGGUGCCGAGGACGAUGAGGACUUGGAUAAGACUUUGUCAAUCGAGAGAUUUGGGGACCUGAUAAGCAAGUCAGCAUCAAGCAAUCUGGAGAAGCAAAGUCGCAGCUACAGUGAGAGAGAUUUUGAAUUCCACCGCCAAACCUCGCACCACAUCCAUCAUCCCCUUUCCACUCACCUCCCUUCUGCCCUCAAGUUCCAAAAGAGGCCACCCCGUGCCAGCAGGAGGAAAAAAAGGAGGAGGAAAAAGAAGAAGACCUCAAUACCCCCCUCAGAGGUCACCCCCACCAUCCAGGAAGUGGACGAGGAGGGAGGAGAAGAGGAGGAAGAAGAGGAAGAAGAAGAAGAGGAAGAAGGAGAAUCUGAGGCAGAGGAGGUCCAGGAGAAAGAAAUCUCUGCAGAGUCUGAGGCCGAAGCUUGUGGGAAGGACACAUCCCCUAAGCUGGAGUCCCCAAGCAAACCAAAGUUCACCGUCGGCAGCGAUGAGGAGGAGUCCAGCAGCGCCCUGGCUCCCACGCAGUUCCACGUGGAGGAGGAGUGUGGCAUCCUGUCCCCCAUGCCUCGCUUUGCUGACCUGCUGCAGGACAAGGGCCCCGCCUCUCUCCACAGCCCCCCUGGGCCUCGAGAGCGUCUGUCACGUGGGUGGGAGAAGCGCAAAGCCUGGGGGCAGGUGGCGAGUGGACAACGGGUUACCUAUGACUUGAAGGAGAGGAUGUGCAUCGGCAGCAUGACCACCCUGGAGAGCGCGGCGUACCAGCGCGUCCCCACGGACGAGGCCGAGGCCCAGAUGCUGGCGUCUGCUGACCUGGACGGCAUGAAAAGCCACCGCUUUGAAGAUAACCCAGGUGUGAGGAGGCAUCUGAUGAAAAAACCAUCUCGGAGUCAGAUCACCAGGACAAGCAAAAAAUUAGCAUCAACUCCCUCUGUCAAGAAAAAGAAGAAGAAGAAGAAGUUGGAUAGAAAGCCCCACGAGGUGUUUGUGGAGCUGAAUGAGCUGGUGGUGGAUAAGAACCAGGAGAUGCACUGGAGAGAGACAGCCCGCUGGAUCAAGUUUGAGGAGGAUGUGGAGGAGGAUACAGCAAGGUGGGGGAAACCUCACGUGGCUUCACUGUCCUUCCGCAGUCUGCUGGAGCUCAGGAAGACUAUUGCCCACGGUGCCGUCCUCCUUGACUUGGAGCAGACCACUCUGCCUGGCAUUGCUCACCUCAUGGUGGAGACCAUGAUCAUCUCUGACCAGAUCAGAGCAGAAGAUCGAGCCAACGUGCUGCGUGCCCUGCUGCUGAAGCACAGCCAUCCCAAUGAUGAGAAAGAGGGCUUCUUCCCGAGGAACCACUCCAGCUCCAGCAUGAACUCCAUCGUGGGAAACCACCAUCACAACCACACCACAGACACUUGCGUGCCCCUCAUGGGGGAAGAACGCAUUGAGAUGGCCGACCCCAAGGCCAACGAGACCGAGUGCAAGGAGAAAAACCCGCAUCUCCAUAACUCUGAGGGCCAUCGUAAAUACUUGAAGCUGAUGGAGAAGAUCCCUGAAGAUGCAGAGGCCACAGUGGUCCUUGUGGGUUGUGUGCAGUUUCUGGAGCAGCCAACCAUGGCCUUCGUCCGACUAAAUGAGGCUGUCUUCCUGGAAUCUGUCUUGGAGGUCCCAAUUCCUGUCAGAUUCAUCUUUGUGCUGCUGGGACCUAGCCAGGCCAACAUGGACUACCACGAAAUUGGCCGCUCAAUCUCCACCCUCAUGUCCGACAAGCACUUCCACGAGGCUGCAUACAUGGCAGAUGAUCGUCAAGACCUCCUCAAUGCAAUCAACGAGUUCUUGGACUGCAGCAUUGUCAUCCCCCCAUCAGAGGUGGAGGGGAAAGACUUGCUCAAAUCCAUUGCCACCUUCCAGAAGUUGCUGCUGAAGAAGAGGAAGGAAAGGGAGCAGAAGUCCAUGAAGGAGGGGACUGCUCAGGAAGCCAAAGAGCUGUGUGAAGUGAAAGCUGAGGAAGAAGAGGAGGAAGCUGAGGACGACCCUUUGAAGCGAACCGGGAUAUUUUUUGGAGGUCUGGUUCGGGACAUAAAGCGCAGGUACCCCAAAUACCUCAGUGACAUCAGAGACGCCUUGCACAGCCAGUGUCUCGCAGCCGUUCUCUUCAUCUACUUUGCUGCUCUCUCUCCUGCCAUCACCUUCGGGGGACUCCUAGGAGAGAAAACAGAGGGUCUCAUGGGGGUCUCCGAGCUGAUAAUCUCCACCUCAGUUUUAGGGAUCCUCUUCUCCCUGCUUGGAGCCCAGCCACUCCUGGUCAUUGGCUUCUCAGGGCCUCUGCUGGUGUUUGAAGAAGCUUUUUACAAGUUCUGCCAGACUCAAGGCAUUGAGUAUCUGACAGGCAGAGUGUGGAUUGGUUUGUGGCUCAUCGUCUUCAUCUUCAUUAUUGUGGCAGCUGAAGGAAGCUUCUUGGUGCGCUACAUCUCGCCCUUCACCCAGGAGAUCUUUGCUUUCCUCAUCUCCCUCAUCUUUAUCUAUGAGACCUUCUACAAACUGUACAAGGUGUUUGCAGAACAUCCUUUGCUGAAGUUCUACCCACCAGACGUGCAGAGCAGCCUGAAUGCCAGCAUGCUCUCUACAGAUGCAAUGUCACUGGGAACCAGGAUGCAGCCCAACACUGCUCUGCUCUCCCUCAUCCUCAUGCUGGGCACUUUCUUCAUUGCCUUCUUUAUGCGCAAGUUCAAGAACAGCCGCUUCCUAGGAGGAAAGGCACGGCGGAUCAUCGGAGACUUCGGGAUCCCCAUCUCCAUCCUGGUUAUGGUGCUGGUGGAUUACACCAUCACUGACACCUACACACAGAAGCUGAAUGUCCCCUCUGGCCUGUCGGUCACAUCCCCUCACAAGCGUGGCUGGUUCAUCCACCCCAUGGGCAGUAGUGGGACCUUUCCGCUGUGGAUGAUGUUUGCCUCUGCCAUCCCUGCCCUCCUGGUCUUCAUUCUUAUCUUCAUGGAAACACAGAUCACUACGCUGAUUGUUAGCAAGAAGGAGAGGAAGUUGCUGAAAGGCUCUGGCUUCCACCUGGACCUUCUGCUCAUUGGCACAAUGGGGGGGCUUUGUGCUCUCUUUGGGCUGCCCUGGCUGACGGCAGCGACAGUGCGCUCCGUCACCCACGUCAACGCCCUGACCGUCAUGAGCAAGGCCAUCGCACCCGGGGAGAAGCCCAGGAUCGAGGAGGUGAAGGAGCAGCGUGUGACCGGAGUGCUUAUUGCUGCCCUUGUCGGUCUGUCCAUUGUGAUGGGGAACAUGCUGCGGCAGAUCCCGCUGGCUGUGCUCUUCGGCAUCUUCCUCUACAUGGGGGUUACAUCGCUCACUGGCAUCCAGCUCUACGAGCGCCUGCUCCUGAUCUUCAUGCCGUCCAAGCACCACCCUGACCACAUCUACGUUGUCAAGGUGAAGACCUGGAGAAUGAAUCUCUUCACCUGCAUUCAACUGGCCUGCAUUGUGCUGCUCUGGGUGGUGAAAUCUACGGUGGCAUCACUGGCCUUCCCCUUUGUCCUGAUCAUGACAGUGCCACUGCGACGCUUCGUGCUGCCCCACUUCUUCCACGACAGGGAGCUCAAAGCGUUGGACUCGGAGGAUGCGGAGCCAAAUUUCGACGAGGAUGGCCGGGAUGAAUACAAUGAGCUGCACAUGCCUGUGUGAGCUGGGAGCUGCCCUCCCCACUCAUGGGACAGGCAGCUCACACCUGCUCACCCCUCCCAAGGACUAACUGGAGACUUGCCAUGAGUCACACAAUCUCUUGCCUGGACCAAUGAAUGGCUGUUCCAUAGCCCUGCAGGAUGCUGUCCCGGCUCUGGCUGCCCCAUCGCUCGCUCAGUAGAGGCUGUGAGUCUCUCUCCUCUUGGACCUGGUGGGCUGAGAGAUGCCUCUCACAUCCCAAAGCUGUGUGGGUCCUGAGUGCCCAUGGGUCAGGGGUUUGUCCCCUCCCUGCUGGAGGCAGCCUGUGCCUGAUCUCCAGGUGGUGAAGGGGAACCAUGCCAGCUGGUGCCACUGCAUUCCCCUCCACUACCAUGAAGCUUGGGUAUGUCAGCACGUGACACUGAGCACUCACAGGAAUGGGCUGGAAGCUGCCUCUUCUCCCAGGCCAGCAAUCUCCUUACUCAUCUGGCAGAUGCCUUGCUCCUCCCCUCUGCCCCCUUCUAGGAGUGCUCACACUGGGCCUCUGCCACAGCAAGUGGCCCAUGGGGCUGCUGCAGCCUGGCAGACAGGCAAAGAGGGACUGGCACCCUGGCCCAGUCCUCCAGACCGGCUUCUGUCCAGUCACCUUCCCACAUGACUGUUUUCAGCUCUUUCUUGACAUGGAAGAGGCUGUUUGUCUCCUCUCAAUUUUCCGAACCUUAUUUCCAAAGGCAAACUGCACAGGGAGGGGAGGCUGGAGACAAGCAGGUAUCCUGAAGCCUUGAAUGCUUGCCCUCUUGCAGGAACUAAGAGGAGUCCUCUGCCAUUCUGCACCUCCACAGAGGCUGCAGGAGUAAACACUGACCACAGGGCUGUAUCCCAGUCCCUGAUCCCCAUAUUCCUGUCCCUGAGAACAAGAAGAAACCAUAUUUAAGAAGCUAUACAAGAAAUGUAGUGCUGGAGCACAAAACAGUCCUUUGGGUCCCCUCCCUUUCCCUGUGCAGUGAUCCACUGAGUCUGGCUCCCUGCAAGCCUACAAGGAAGUCACUGAAACCCCCACCCCAGUUUUGCUGCCAUACUGAGAUGCCUUUCACAUCCAGCAGUCCCCUCCAGAUGGGAAGGAGCAGCAUUCAGGGUGCCCAGCACUCAGCCCCCAUCACCUCUGGGCAGCUCCACAGAAUGGGUUGGGUUGGAAGGGACCACAGUGGGUCAUCUGGUCCAACCUCCCUGCCCAAGCAGAGUCAUCCCAGAGCACAUGGCACAGGAUUGUAUCCGGACAGUUCUGCAAUAUCUCCGGUGAGGGAGACUCCACAACCUUUCUGGGCAACCUGUUCCAAUGCUAGUCACUCUCACAGUAAAGUUCUUCCUCUUGUUCAGGUGGGCUUGCUGUGCAUCACACCUUUCCACCUGACAGAGCUAUUCCUGGGGUCUGCCCGAGCUGGCAGCCUUUGUUCAGAGCUGGCCCAGAAACUGUUUGAUGGUGCCCUUGCUGCCCCUGGAAACUCCAAGGGUAGUGCCAGAAGAGAAAGGCAUCCCAGCCUCUUCCUGAUGGUCAGAGCUAGACUGGUCUUCCGGAAGAAGCUGGGAUGCUCGCUUCACCAUUGGAUUUGGGAGAAGAUGCUGCCCCCAUUCCCACUUAUCCAGCCUGGCUCCUGAGAGAGAUGGUGGGUGCUUCAUUACCAGGAGGGUCCAAUGCCUUCCUUGGGAGGCUGCAGAAAUAUCCCAUCAGAGAAAGAAGCCUCCCCCGCAGCAGGUCCUACCCACAGCCUGGUCCCCCCGCAGGGCCUGGGGCGGAGAGACAAGUGUCUCUGUGUGUCUGUGGCUGUGUGUGUCCUGUCCUCCCUGUGUAGUGUAGGACGCCUGUUGUUUCUGUGCAUUGUGACUCCUCUGACUGUAGUGGAAACAGCUACACCAAUAAACUCUUCACAGGAACUGUG